This is a messenger RNA of Camellia sinensis, 1312 nucleotides long. Its product is annotated as protein trichome birefringence-like 34. Gene Ontology annotation, molecular function: O-acetyltransferase activity. NCBI's taxonomy places the organism in Eukaryota, Viridiplantae, Streptophyta, Magnoliopsida, Ericales, Theaceae. The record is from RefSeq and is a predicted model, not a curated record. Gene Ontology annotation, cellular component: Golgi apparatus.
AGAGAGAGAGAGAGAGAGAGAGAGGAUGGCACUGGCAAAGAGACUCCAAAUGGUUCAUGGAGGAGGGUCAUGUUUGAUCAGAUGGAGAUUUCAUACCCUCAUCUUUGUUCUUGGUGCAGUGUUAGUCACUUUGGCAGCUUAUCACAGCACAGACAGCAAAGAAAUAUUAUUGGAUUAUUAUCAGAAUCAGAAUCAGACAAAGGAUUAUAAGAGCCACGAUCACGUUAAUGUUGUUGAUCAUUCGUUGUUGUCAAGAUGUGAUUUGUUUUCAGGCAAAUGGGUAUAUGAUCAUAACAAGUCUUAUCCUCUGUACAAAGAUAGAGAGUGCAAGUUCAUGUUUGAUGAUUUGGCUUGUGAGAAGUUUGGAAGGAAGGACUUGAACUAUCAGCAUUGGAGGUGGCAGCCCCAUGGUUGUGAUCUCCCAAGGUUUAAUGCCAAAGCAUUGUUGGAGAGGCUAAGGGGCAAAAGGCUUGUAUUCGUGGGAGAUUCAGUGAAUAGAAACCAAUGGGUUUCAAUGGUCUGCCUGCUUGACUCAUCAAUCCCUAAACCACUCAAAUACAUGCACUUGAAUGGUCCUUUGUACACCUUCAAAGCCACUGAAUACAAUGCCUCAAUUGACUUCUAUUGGUCGCCAUUACUAGUGGAAUCGAACUCUGACAAUCCAUCAAACCAUAGUUUAUCAGAUCGAAUCGUUAGAAUUAAAGCCAUUGAAAAGCAUGCUAGGCAAUGGGGUGAUGCCGAUGUGCUUGUUUUUAAUUCCUAUCUUUGGUGGAGAAUCCCAAAAUUGAAGGUCUUGCGUGGUUCAUUUGAAAGCCCUAAUCAAGUUUACCAAGAAGUAAAUGCGUUGCAAUGUUAUAAGAUGGCUCUAAAGACAUGGUCAAAUUGGUUAGAUACCCAUGUUAAUCGUACCAAGACCCAGUUGUUUUUUGUUAGCAUGACAGCCACUCACAGCCGGGCUGAAGAAUGGGGCAUGCCUAAAGAUCAAAAUUGCUUAAACGAAACACGACCAAUUGAAAAAGAGGGAUUUUGGGGGAGUGGAUCAGAACCCAGAAUGAUGCGAAUAAUAGAGGGCGCAAUUAGCAAAUUAAAAAGUAAAGGUCUGAAGAUACAAAUGCUCAACAUAACACAAUUAUCGGAGUACAGGAAAGAUGGUCAUCCAUCUAUAUACAGGAAGCAAUGGCGCCCUUUAACUAAAGAGCAAUUAUCAAACCCUAGAAACUAUGCAGAUUGUACACAUUGGUGUCUUCCUGGAGUGCCAGAUGUCUGGAACGAGCUUCUCCAUGCAUAUAUUCUUCACUAUUAACAAAUUUUU